AUGUCUGCUUUCAGUUCUCCGAAGGUCGAGCUACCUGGCACUGUGGCCAUGGCAAUCGAGAUCUCGGAAGAAGCACGGGUUCAGCGUCAGGCGCGGCGCCCGGCCACCACCGGUCUGGCCCUACCUGGCAUGGCCACCCGCGCCACCAAGCGCGCAGAGCCUGAACUGCCCUCUGGCGGACGGUUGGAUAUUCUUUUGGCAUCUGGCUGUAGCCUGGACUUGGCGCAUGGCUUGGUGAAAGCCUUUCGCAACGACGAACCUGAGGACUCGGGUCGGACCAACGGCCGGACAGCGGGCCUGUCUUGCAGCUACAAAGGAUCUUACUGCAAGGAGGUCUUCUCGCCAAAAGCUGUGGUAGAUCAUCUGAGUUUGGCCUCAUGCUUUUGGAAGCCUGAGCCAACGGAGAAUGUCGUGGAUUUAAGCGUUGCUGAUGACAGUCAACUGGUGAUUGUCGGUGACACACAUGGGCAACUGGAAGAUGUGCUCUGGAUUUUUUUCAAAUAUGGCUGGCCAUCCGAGCAAAAUCGCUACCUCUUCAAUGGUGACAUUGUGGAUCGUGGUGGCCAUGCUGUGGAGAUUCUUUUGCUUCUUUUCGCUAUCAAGCGAGACUGUCCUGAGAGCCUGGAAAUUCUCCGGGGAAACCACGAGGACACGAACUGCACAAUUCACUACGGCUUCAAAAUGGAGCUGGAGGCCAAAUUCGCGGAACACCUUUCUGCGGUUUGGAAUGUUUGCACCACCAGCGUUUUUCCCUUGCUACCUAUCGCUGCGGUUUGUACAGAUGUUCUGAAUGGAUACCGCAUCGCAGUGGUUCACGGCGGUAUCCCCGUGGACCUGCCUGGCUAUCCUCCUCCAGUCUCUUUGGAGGAGGAGCUGAGACGCGUGGACCGGCAGCGGCCCACAGUACAGAAGCUGCCAGUCUCAGACCAAGGUCGCUGGGAGAAGUGGGAGAGACUUCUCGAAGGUGGGCAGCUGCUGUAUAACUUCAUGUGGGCAGACCCCGCUGAGACACAGGAGGCAGGAAUUGCUGGGCAUAGGGAGAAGAACUCCUCCAACAGCCGCGCGGGGAAGUUCUUGGAGUCCGACAGCAGAGAGUUCUGUGAACGAAACGGGAUCACUUUGCUGGUUCGUUCCCAUGAAGUCCCCAGGACAUUGCGUGGAAUUAUGGCGAAUCAUAGCGGCCUUUGCCUAACCGUUUUCUCUGCCAGCAACUACUGUGGUUCAGUUGGCAAUCGCGGAGGUGUUCUCGUGCUGCGACCGUCAAUGAGAAGGAGCCCUGCCUUGGAAGCGUUUGAACAUUGGGCACCACCCUGGCCCCAGCUCUGCUCUAUGCUGGGCGCAGAGGGGCUGCGGCAAGCGCUGGCGGAGCGGCGAAAACACGCGGAGCAAUGGGAGUUGUCCUUCGGAAUCUCGCAGAAGAACUGCUUCCUGGGAGAACUUCCAGAUCCGUUUGCUUCAGCGGUUUCAGUACCAUCUGAGGAGUCUUUGUCAGCCUCCAGAGAACAGCUCAUGCAAUACAUGGCUGAGCGCAUCGUCGAGCACAAGGAAGAACUCUUCGAGGAAUUCUGCAGGGUGGACGACAGCUGUAGUGGCAUGGUGAAUAUCUCCAACUGGUUGGAGGUGAUGAUGAAGGUCUUCAGCCACAGGUACGACAUCAUCACGACGGCUGUGCUAGGGCAGUUGUCGCAGAAUUGGAAGCUGGCACACCAGGUAGUUGAGGUCAAGUUUUUGUAUCGAUUCCAAAUUCGAGACAAUCCCGAAGACGGCUCAGUCUUGAUCGAUCGCAUCAAAAUUGUGACGCAAUUGCAGUCGCAGCUUGUUGACUUCUCAGCGAUCAACUUGGAGCACUUGCUGGAUCCAAAUGGUGACAAGGCAGUGUCUCAUCGGGAGUUUGCCAAGUUCCUGCCGCAGUUUCACAUCAAGGUGCCACCGUGGCAGGCCGCAGCGCUUUACGCAACUUGGGCUGCACAAUGUCGCACAAAGGACGAAGCCAAACCACAUUUUGGCACCAUUUUGGCACCAUUGGGCACCGAGGAAACCAUGGCCAGCAUGGUGGAUCAAGACCCCAUCAACUUGGACAACACCAUUCUGUGCUUAGCGCUGGUGAGCCAAGAUCCUCCCAAACCAGAGGAUGAUCCUUGUGCGGAUGUGGCGGAAGCCAUUGGACAAAAGAUCUUGCAAUCUGGAACAACCUUGGCUGGUAUCUUCAGAUCCUGGGAUCAGGACAAGUCGGGCUUCCUUUCACUGGUGGAGCUAAACAGCGGUCUGCAGACCCUGUCUUUGUCUCACAGCUUCAGUGAUGCAGAGGUCUCGGCCUGCAUGACCAAGAUCGAUAGCCUCGGGAAGGAAGAUCAGCGAAUCAGCAUCUUUGAGUUCAUCAGGGCACUGGCACCCAGGCAUGUGACCCUGGAGUUGCAACGCUCGAUGAUUCGCGAGGUCUUGAAGCGCGUCUGGGUUUGUAGACCCACGCUGCUGUCCGCGCUCGGGGCAAAGGACCCUGAUGCCACCAACAAGGUGGACUGGGAUGCCUUUCAUGACUGCGUUCGUGAGGUCAAUGACGCCAUUCACGACAUGGGCCUACCUGUACUCACUCCUACUCAGAUCCAGGUAGUUUGCGAAAUUGCUGCUGCCGGCAGAGAGGAUGUGAAGUACAACGAGUUUGUGCUUGCGAAAGCAGUUAGCUCUGAUCAUUGUGCACGGCCUCCAUGUGGAGGACACCUGGUCGAGCCAUGGGGCGCCGAUGCCACUGGCGGUGAGCAGCUGCACUGCGUGGCUGGUGAAGUUGGCAGGUUUCCUCCCAUGUUGACGCUGAGCAGCUGGUAUUCCAGUGUCAGCGAAGCUGAGGCCAGCGACUUCGUUGUGUUUUCUAUGGGACCAUUGCACCAUGAUUUGCAGAUUCCAGGCCAAGAUUUCUCAAAACCCGAAAGCGAUUUCAGGUUCUCCCAAGGUUCUGCGGUGAUUCUCCAGUCUAUCAGUGCCAAGGUCGGCAACAAGCGUGACUUGAAGGAGGUGUCCUUUCUAGAAGCAAGUAGAUUUGCGCAGGAGAAGGACAUCUUGUUUCUCGAGACCAGUGCCCUCACUGGUGAGAAUGUUCAGGACGUCUUUCAUACUCUAGCGCAGCGCAUCCUCAACAAGGUUGAGGAAGGCAUUUGUGAUAUCCCCGAGUCGAGGACCGGUGGACAGUCGUCAUCUGACUUCAACCGCAUGCCCGACAGGAGUGAUCGGCCAAGAGGGGCAGGGUUUUGUCGCUGUGGUGUGCCUCGAUGUAUGGCCGGAUGA
This is a messenger RNA of Cladocopium goreaui, 3279 nucleotides long. Lineage: Eukaryota; Dinophyceae; Suessiales; Symbiodiniaceae. The record is from the annotation of a GenBank genome assembly.